Thalassophryne amazonica is the source of this 936-nucleotide messenger RNA. It is a transcript of the gene rab35b, whose product is annotated as RAB35, member RAS oncogene family b. Gene Ontology annotation, molecular function: GTPase activity; GTP binding. The coding region runs from base 166 to 765 and encodes 199 amino acids. The record is from RefSeq and is a predicted model, not a curated record. Gene Ontology annotation, biological process: endocytic recycling. The transcript has 6 exons. Lineage: Eukaryota; Metazoa; Chordata; Actinopteri; Batrachoidiformes; Batrachoididae. Gene Ontology annotation, cellular component: plasma membrane; endosome membrane.
CGGCUGUUUGCAGUGGAGGGACCCGGACCAAAACGCUGUCGGUUUGUGGGGGUGAAGCGCUGCAGUGUCGGCGGUAGUCGUUGUUUUUCGUAGUGGGGCCUGAGUUGUUCAGGCCGAGGGUGGUCGGACAGCCAGCGCGGCGAAGGUGAGCCACCAGCUACCGGCAUGGCCCGGGACUACGAUUACCUCUUCAAGCUGCUCAUCAUCGGUGACAGCGGAGUGGGUAAGAGCAGUCUCCUCCUGCGGUUUGCAGACAACACAUUUUCAGGUAGCUAUAUCACAACCAUUGGGGUGGACUUUAAGAUUCGGACUGUGGAGAUCAACGGGGAGAAGGUGAAGCUACAGAUUUGGGACACAGCGGGGCAGGAGCGCUUCCGCACCAUCACGUCCACGUACUACAGGGGAACACACGGGGUCAUAGUGGUGUACGAUGUCACAAGUGCAGAGUCCUUUGUCAACGUGAAACGAUGGUUACAUGAAAUCAACCAGAACUGUGAUGACGUGUGUCGAAUAUUAGUGGGAAACAAGAACGAUGACCCCAACUCAAAGGUGGUCGAGACAACUGACGCGCAGACGUUUGCUGAGCGGAUGGGCAUCAAUCUGUUUGAGACGAGUGCGAAAGAGAACAUCAAUGUUGAAGAGAUGUUUAACUGCAUCACGGAACUGGUGCUCAGAGCCAAGAAGGAGGUUCUGGCCAAGCAGCAGCAACAGAACGACGUGGUCAAACUCACCCGGAACAGUAAACGAAAGAAAAGGUGCUGCUAGCGAACUGGAGGUCGCCCACCGAGGCCGGCAGCGUUGUUGGAGAACACACGCGGUCACACAUUGACUGAAAGCAUCUAAAUUAAAGAGCAAAUAAAGAUUUAAUAAGUAUACAGUGAAAGCUAAAAUAAAUGGAAAAAAUGUCCCCUUCGGACAAACUAAACGUGAAGACUU